This is a messenger RNA of Triplophysa dalaica, 1240 nucleotides long. Its product is annotated as V-type proton ATPase subunit e 1-like. Lineage: Eukaryota; Metazoa; Chordata; Actinopteri; Cypriniformes; Nemacheilidae. The transcript is spliced from 3 exons. The record is from RefSeq and is a predicted model, not a curated record. Bases 91 to 333 code for a protein of 80 amino acids. Gene Ontology annotation, molecular function: proton-transporting ATPase activity, rotational mechanism. Gene Ontology annotation, biological process: proton transmembrane transport. Gene Ontology annotation, cellular component: proton-transporting V-type ATPase, V0 domain.
GGGCGUGUUUUUGCGCUCUUCCUACAUCACGUCAAGGUAACGAAUCCACACCAUUGUACAACCAGGACAAAUACAUAAACACAACUGAAAAUGGAGCACAAUUUGGGAAUAACAAUGGCCGUUGUCACGCUGUUUUGGGGAUUUGUCGGUGGACUUGUCCCGUGGUUUAUUCCCAAAGGGCCGAACAGAGGUGUCAUCGUAACUGUGCUUGUGUUAACAGCCAUCUGCUGCUACCUAUUCUGGUUAAUAGCCAUCCUGGCCCAGCUGAACCCCUUAUUUGGACCGGCACUGAGCAAUGACACAAUUUGGUACCUGAAGGAACACUGGCCAUAGUGGGUGAUGCAUUAUCCUACAUUAUAGGAAAAAAUCUAUCUCACAAGGGCACAACCAAUAUGCAACAACAGUUUAGAUUUACAACACCUGUGCAUUUUAGAAGACAUGCUAUCAAACUUGUUCUCAAAGUAUGACCGAUUUUGAUGACCUACUUGUUAUUCCAGAAUCUUAAGUUUCACUAACGGCACACAAGCAACACAAUGCCUCUUUCAUCUUCUUACUUUAAGUUUUGUUUCCUUCUUGGGAGUAAAUAGAUGCUAUUAUUUACUAAAAGGCUUGGCAUGCAGCCUAGGGCCUUGGGAAGAGUAUCACAGACUGCUGCUGCUGAACUCAAGGCCCAGCGCACAGCCCUACACAAGCAAUCGGGCCCUUCCCUCCGAUGGAAUCCUUAGCUUGUUCAUCCUCCAACAAUGAGACAUUUUCUCGAACAUUCAUUGAAUCAGCUGCAACAUAUAAGCUGUACAGGACUGACUUUUAGGAAAUGUAAUCUUAAGAGCUGUCAGUUGUUUUUUGCCAUGAUAAUGGCUUAACUUUUCACUGUGUAUUUUUUUAUUUUAUUUUAAUACAUAAAAUGCAAAUAUCUGUUUUGUACUUAUGAAAAAAAAAAGAUUGAGUCGACUCAAAGUGUGUUUCAAUGCGACGUAAACUUGUGGUCAAUAUUUAAAAAAAUAUAUAUAUAAUUUUUUUUUAAUAUUGACGAAAAUUCACAGUUUGGGCAAAUGUAUUUAAAUAUCUUGUUUUGAGGCAGAACUGCGUUAAAAUGAUGUUUUAAUGGAUUAAAUGCAAAUAUCUGUUUUGUACUUAUGAAUAAUAAAAGAUUGAGUCACUGUAUAUUUUUUAAUUAUAUUUUAAUGCAUUAAAUGCAAAUAUCUGUUUUGUACUUAUGAAUAAAAAAUGAUUGAGUCGA